AUGGCGUUCAACUUCAACUGGUCGCCGCUGACCGCGGAUGCGAAUUUUUACACCCGCGCACAGGACCUUCUGACGGCCGCUCUCAAUAAGUCGCCCAAACCCCCGAUCAUUGUAGACGAUAUCAUCGUCACGGAACUCAAUCUUGGAUCUAUCCCGCCCGAGCUGGAAAUACUGGAAAUUGGGGAUUUGGCCGAGGAUCGGUUUCGGGGCAUCUUCAAGAUGUCCUACACGGGCGACGCCUUCCUGACUCUCAAGACUCGAGUCCAAGCGAAUCCUCUCAAUACGUAUCUCCUCACGCGACCGUCCUUUGCAUCGCCAUUGCCGCUUGCUGCAGCGACGCCGCUUACCAUCCCUCUGCAAAUCACCCUAUCCGAUUUCAAACUCUCCGGCUUCGUGGUGUUGGUAUUCUCAAAACAAAAGGGAAUUACGGUGGUGUUUCGGAACGAUCCACUAGAGUCGCUUAAGGUUUCAUCUACGUUUGAUUCGAUCCCGUUCGUUCGUGACUUUCUCCAAAAGGAAAUAGAAGGCCAACUUCGAAUCUUGUUUAUGGAUGAACUUCCCGCUAUCAUUCAUCGCCUUUCGCUUCGAUUAUGGGUCCCGGAAUAUCGAAGUGGGGAGGAACUGGAGACUCAAGCAACCACUGCUACUGCAGAAGGUCCUGGACAAGAUCCCUUGGCCAGUCCUCCGCAAGAUCCAGUGGAUGCCCUGGGUAAUGCUUUGAACGAAACGGAGAUUGCUUCGCUAUCUCUUGACUCUUCGGUGGAAACACACUCGUUGUUCUCCCAGAAGAACCUUCUGCGACUCGGUGCGCUCACUGAUUCUCAGCGGACAUUAUCGCUUUUCACUCCAUCUAUACGGGAAGUCGUGUACCGCGCAUGGACGUCUCCUUCCGAUGCAGGGGAUGCUACUGCAAGUGUCAUGUAUCCAGCAAGCCCCGCCCUCUCCCGGACCCAUUCCCAGAUUGGGAACAUGUCAUCAUCCUUCCCAGAUACGGCCAGCAUGAUAUCGUCGCAAACCCGAUCCACGGCUUCCACACACACUUAUAGUAGUUAUGGCUUAAGCAUGGGGGCUAGCAGGCACUCCAAGGCGCAUUCGAGAAAGCGGAAGAAGCGCGUCGUGGACCUGCGGCGUCCUAAGACAACGGAUGAUGCCGCGAGUGUUAGCGAUGAGAGUGCCUUUACCGAAUCUACCAGUGCUCCAUCUGUGUACUCGGCCCCCCUUCCCAUUGUGAGGGAACAAGUUGAUGAUCCAGUGACCCCGCCUUUAUCCCCUGAGACCGGCCUGCAUCUUCCAGCUAUCCCAGAAAGGCACCGCAUGAGUGUCUCGAGACCCGGUCCUCGCCGUCUGACCGAUAUUUACGGUCAACCCGGGGAAGCAUCAUCCUCAGCUGAGCCCUACCGCAAUUCGGAAGUUAUCGAUGUGGACGCGACACCAAAAGGAACCUUGCGCUCGCACGUCGGCCCUGAGAAGCUUGAGGCUGAGCUUCAGAGACAAUUACCUUCCGCUGCGCUCCCUUUUACUGAUGAGAAGGCAAACUCCAGUGGCGUUGAUCAAGCCCUAGUUGAAAGGCUGGCAGGAGAAAUUGCGCGCCGCAUGCGCGAGGAAAAAAUAUCCAACCCCAAUUCCUGCAGUCCUUUCUGGGACCGCCUGAGCCAUGAGGAAACUCCUCCCCCGGCCUACGGCCAUUGA
Messenger RNA from Aspergillus calidoustus, 1689 nucleotides. The record is from the annotation of a GenBank genome assembly. Lineage: Eukaryota; Fungi; Ascomycota; Eurotiomycetes; Eurotiales; Aspergillaceae.